UGGUGGAAUGAACAGUUCAAAUAAGCAAUGCAUCCUCCAACUUCGUUUAGGUCCUCGCCGCGAAAUGGUGGACCUUCCCAAAUCCCUCUCUCCUCGCCGUCUCCUCAAACUCCUCGAGUCCCAACAGAACCUCACCUCCGCCCUCCAACUCUUCCACGCCGCCACACGUCUCCCAAACUACACCCACUCCGCCGACGUCUUCCUCCACAUCCUCCGUCGCAUGACCCCCGACCCCAUCCUUCUCCAUUCCCACGCCCCCCACAUCGUUCAAACCAUCCAAAAAACUCAAAACUUCAUCUGCCCUGAAGAUAUCCCUCUCACUCUCUUGAAAGCCUAUGCUAAAACCUCAAUGCCAGAUCAAGCACUGAAAAUCUUUCAAAACAUGGGUCGGGUUUUCGGGUGUAAACCUGGUGUUCGCUCGUUCAAUACACUCCUUAAUGCUUUUGCUGAAUCCCAUCAAUGGGACCGGGCGGGAAAGUUUUUCGCGUAUUUUGAAACUGCGGGUGUUUCUCCUAACGUGCAGACUUAUAAUGUCUUGAUGAAGGUUCUGUGUAAGAAGGGUGAGUUUCAGAAGGCGAGGAAGUUGGUAACGUGGAUGUGGAGUGUGGGUUUGAAGCCUGAUAGGUUUACUUACGGAACUUUGAUAGGUUUGUUUGUGAAAAGCCGUGAUUUGAAUACUGCAUUGGAAGUGUUUGAUGAAAUGUCUGAACGAGGUGUUGAGCCUGAUGUUACUUGUUAUAACAUUAUUAUUGAUGGGUUUUUUAAAAUGGGUGAUUUUUUUAAGGGUAAGGAGAUGUGGGAGAGGUUGUUGAGGGUGGAAACGGUUUUUCCGAAUGUUGUUAGUUAUAAUAUCAUGAUUAGUGGGUUGUGUAGGUGUGGGAGGUUUAAGGAGAGUUUGGAGAUAUGGGAGAGGAUGAAGAUGAAUGAUUGGAAGCAUGAUGUUUUUACUUAUAGUGCUUUGAUUCAUGGGUUGAGUGAGGCUGGGGAUUUGGAUGGUGCUAAAAGGGUUUAUAAGGAGAUGGUUUUGAGAGGGGUUAAAGCUGAUGUUGUUACUUGUAAUGCAAUGCUUAAUGGUUUGUGUAAAGCUGGGAAGGUUGAUGAGAGUUUUGUACUGUGGGAGGAGAUGGGGAAGUGUGGUUCGCGAAAUGUAGGAAGUUAUAAUGUAUUUCUUAAAGGGUUGUUUGAUAAUGGGAAGGUGGAUGAAGCAAUGAAUCUGUGGGAGGUGGAUUGUUGUGUAGAGUCAGCUACUUAUGGAAUAUUGGUUCAUGGUUUGUGUAAGAAUGGGCAUGUGAAUAAGGCUUUGCGGGUGUUGGAAGACGCUGAAAAUAGAGGCGGUGAUGUGGAUGCCUUUGCAUACUCGUCAAUGAUAAGUGGUUUGUGCAGAGAAGGAAGAUUGGAUGAAGCGGCUGAAGUUUUGAAUUUGACAGAUAAGCGUGGAUGUAGACUGAACCCUCAUGUCUAUAAUGCACUCAUCGAUGGGUUUAUAAAACAUUACAAAGUUGACAGUGCUAUUCAAGUCUUUAAGGAAAUGAGCACCAAAGGUUGCUCACCUAAUGUUGUGUCUUAUAAUAUUCUUAUUAAUGGAUUUUGUAGAGCAGAAAGAUUUCCCGAGGCAUACCAUUGCGUUGAGGAAAUGUUGGAGAGAGGGUGGAAACCAAAUAUUAUCACAUACAGCACGUUGAUAGAUGGUCUUUGUCAGGGCAAGAUGAACGAGAACGACACGGCACUUAGGCUGUGUUAUCAGUUUCUUGCAAAGGGUUUUAAGCCUGAUAUUACAAUGCAUAACAUUGUUAUCCAUAGACUUUGUUCUUCUGGUAAAGUGAAAUAUGCUUUGCAGUUAUAUUGGAUGAUGAGAAAGAGAAACUGUGUUAAUCUUGUUACACAUAAUACCAUUAUGGAGGGUUUUUACAAAGUUGGGGACUGUGAAAAGGCAUCAAAGAUUUGGGCUCAAAUCUCAGAAGAUGGGCUAAAACCUGACAUCAUCUCAUAUAAUAUUACUCUUAAUGGACUCUGCGCUUGUGGUAGAGUAACAGAUGCAGUUAGGCAUCUAAAUGAUGCUUUGGCUCAUGGUGUUAUACCAACUGCUAUUACAUGGAACAUACUAGUCAGAGCUGUGAUUUUUUUUGGUGAAUCAACUUGAUUUAAAAUAACUUAGUUUGGCUCCUACUUUUAUCUCAUGCGCCUGUUGAGUUCAUCAACUACAUGCAUAUUCGAUUGAUAUACAAGCAUUUUGUUGGCUUCCCACCAGAAAUAGUAUGAAUGAUAUGUUUAGGUUUGAACCUAAGCUGCAUUUGUCGGUAUGGGUACAUGGGUGCAAUACAGGUCGGAGCUUGCCCUAAGUGAGUGCCUGCAGUUUGCAGUUGUAUGAACAGAAAGGGUCAUGGGAUUUUUGUUGUGGGAAAUUUUUUUAAUCUGCCUCAAGCCAUACAUCAGUUGGUCGUUUUCUUUAAGGCAUUUGGAGUUUCACACAGCAAUUACUAUAUUCCUGUGUUUGGUACCCUAAUUUUUUAAGCUACACAGAAGGAAUGACCUUGUAUAGUAAUUGGUUUCUCAGUGUACUUAUUUACAUGAUGGAAGAUGCAAAGGUAAAUUUAGCUUCUAAAGGUGAACUGAGAAAUCAAAGCCACAAGAAUUGCUCCAAAAACUGCCACUUUUCUCCAAUCAGUUGAUGGGGAGG
Molecule: messenger RNA, 2677 nt
Organism: Lathyrus oleraceus (garden pea)
Lineage: Eukaryota; Viridiplantae; Streptophyta; Magnoliopsida; Fabales; Fabaceae
Product: pentatricopeptide repeat-containing protein At3g09060
Exons: 2
Coding region: 8-2140 (710 amino acids)
Biological process (GO): mitochondria-nucleus signaling pathway; chloroplast-nucleus signaling pathway
Cellular component (GO): chloroplast
Molecular function (GO): protein binding
Source: RefSeq, a predicted model, not a curated record